AUGGCAUACAGUGAUAGAUCGAGCUACAAUUGCACCGUCGCCACGGCGGAACUUGCUGCCGGAGAAGGAUAUCGAUCAAUGGACGCUGCGCUGCCGCCCGUGCUAGAGGAGGAACCGCCAGCAAGGGACUGGUCGCUGCUGCCCCUCGACGUGCUCUCUUCCGUCUUCGUCAGGGUAGGCGCGGUCGACGUCCUCAUGGGCGCCGGCCUCAUGUGCCGCUCGUGGCUCCAGGCGGCGAUGGUGCCAGACGUGUGGCGUGUCGUGGACAUCGAGAGCCGUGAGCACAUCCUGUGGUCGAAGAAAUUCUGUACAGUGGACAUGAUGAUUAGGGCGGCCAUCGACCGUUCCGAUGGACAGCUUCAGGUGUUCGUCGGGAGGCUGUUUGGCUCCGUCGAGCUCGUCAAGUAUAUCGUGGAAAGGUCACCCUCGCUCAGGAAACUUCGGCUUGUAUUGUGCUUUAUCGACAUCUUCAUCAGACCACGCGUCCCCGUCGGUGUGCGACUCGCCAGUGUCAUAAGAGAGUCACCUCUAAGGGAGCUCCGUUGCCUUGAAUUUGAAAGCGGUGACCUCACUGCGGGAGAACUGACCGCCAUCCUUGAGAACUGUCCUGUCCUGGAGGUUCUUACGGUGCGCAAGAGCGUAUGGAUGAACGACGAAGAAGAGCAUGAACUGCGGGCGAGAUUUCACGGGAUCAAGACCAUGACGAUCGAGCGUCUUGAUUGCGGGGGUACUACUUAUUCUGAGAACGAUUACGGGUACAGUGACUACAUUGAUUAUUGA
Messenger RNA from Lolium rigidum, 780 nucleotides. Its product is annotated as F-box protein SKIP19-like. NCBI's taxonomy places the organism in Eukaryota, Viridiplantae, Streptophyta, Magnoliopsida, Poales, Poaceae. Bases 1 to 780 code for a protein of 259 amino acids. The transcript has 3 exons. Gene Ontology annotation, molecular function: protein binding. The record is from RefSeq and is a predicted model, not a curated record.